AUGCCUGAUCAAGCUUGUAACAACGCCAGCCUGUGUAUGCUACUUGAAGAUCUUCAGUUUAUAUACCGUGUGGAGACGACAGUUCUAGUUGAGAAAUAUGUGUGUGCAAAAACUGCUAGAAGUAGACGACGAAUCCUAGACAGAGCGAGACGGUACAGCGUGAUAAAAAAGAUCCCCGAACAAGUCAAGUAUCUGGACAAACUCGCCCAUGUGACCGACGCAGAUUGUGUAGCAAAUCUGAGAAUGGAUCGUAACACCUUCGCUAAGUUAUGUCGGAUCCUACACGCAAGGGGUGGACUGAGGAUAGGAAAAACCUUAGGUGUUGAGGAACAAGUCGCAAUGUUUCUGGGUGUACUCGCACAUCAUAACAAGAACCGUGUGGUUAAGUUCCAUUUUGCACAAUCUGGUGCAACUGUCUCACAAUGCGUGCACAAAGUGCUUGCUGCAGUGCUGAGCCUACACUCGGUAUUGCUAUCAAAACCCACCCCCGUACCCUCUGACUGUACAGAUCACAGAUGGAAAUGGUUCACGGAUUGUCUUGGGGCAUUGGACGGUACCCAUAUCAAUGUGCUAGUCAGCAACGAAGAUAAACCUCGGUAUCGCACAAGGAAGGGGCAGAUAGCGACGAAUACCCUCGCUGUUUGCGAUCGCAACAUGCAGUUCGUGUACUUCUUGCCAGGAUGGGAGGGGUCAGCCGGAGACUCGCGCGUUCUAAGGGAUGCAGUAUCCCGAAAUAAUGGUUUCAAGGUCCCCCAAGGGUGUUACUACUUAUGUGAUAAUGCGUAUGCCAACUGUAACGGAUUUUUAACCCCCUACAGGGGGGUUCGGUAUCAUCUAAAAGAGUGGGAAGUAGGUACAGAAAAGCCACAAGACCCUAAGGAAAUGUUUAAUAUGAGGCACACCAAAGCUAGGAACAUUAUUGAGAGGGCAUUUGCAGUAUUUAAGAUGCGGUGGGGCAUACUUCGUAGCGCAUCUUUUUAUCCAAUUCAGACACAAAUUCGCCUAAUUAUGAGCUGUUUUUUACUUCACAACUUCAUUCGCCAAGAGAUGGAUGUAGACCCUAUUGAAGUUAAGCUUGACUACGACGAGCCUGCUAUUUUACCUGAAGAAGACAGCAUAGGCGUCGACUACGUUGACAGCGUUGAGCCAUCUGCUCAAUGGACGCAGCUUCGGGAUGCACAUGCGCUAAACAUGUGGAAUAAUAGUUGA
Molecule: messenger RNA, 1209 nt
Organism: Salvia splendens (bonfire salvia)
Lineage: Eukaryota; Viridiplantae; Streptophyta; Magnoliopsida; Lamiales; Lamiaceae
Exons: 3
Coding region: 1-1209 (402 amino acids)
Source: RefSeq, a predicted model, not a curated record